UCUCUCUCUAAGUAACGCCCUAAUUACCGGUCUAUCCAUCUCUCUCUGUCGCAUCAAAUCAAUCGCUACCAGUUUCCAUUUUCUACUCCUCUUUUCUUCUUCCUAUCCUUUUCACUACUCUCUCUCUUUCUCUCUAGGGUUUUGAUAACAAUUCCAAUCUUCAACACCACAAACAUACCUUAUUCCUCUCAAUCUCUCUCAUCAUCACCCCUUUCUCUCUCUAGAAAAUGACCACCACUUCUGCUAUGAAGAACAAUUUCUUGCCUCCAGGUCUGGUCUCCAAUCUCCAGGAAGUUCUUCUCAGCAGAAAGGGCACCGACGACGAGCAAUCGAAGAACCCCGAACCCUCUUCUGCCCCUUCGCUUUCCGAUAUUGUUGAACCCAAUUCCGAUUCUGAUAAUUUGAAGCCUAUUGUUUUGGUCACCAAUGGCGAUGGAAUUGACUCCCCUGGCCUUACUUUCCUCGUUGAAGCUUUGGUCCGUGAAGGCCUCUGCAAUGUCCAUGUCUGCGCUCCUGAAUCGGACAAAUCAAUGUCGGGUCAUUCUGUGACGCUUAGAGAAACAGUUGCAGUGACUUCCACCGAGAUCAGUGGGGCUACAGCUUAUGAAGUUUCUGGGACUCCUGUGGAUUGUGUGUCAUUAGCAUUAUCUGGGGCACUAUUUUCUUGGUCAAAGCCUCUGCUGGUAAUAAGUGGAAUCAACAAGGGUUCAAGUUGUGGCCAUCACAUGUUCUACUCAGGUGUUGUAGCUGGAGCUAGAGAGUCAUUGAUGAGUGGUGUACCAUCUAUGUCAAUUUCACUGAACUGGAAGAAGGAUGAAAGUCAAGAUAGUGAUUUCAAGGAUGCUGUGGCUGUCAGUUUACCUUUAAUAAACGCAGCCAUAAGAGAUAUAGAGAAGGGAAUUUUCCCCAAAAGUUGCUUACUGAAUAUUGAAGUUCCAACAUCUCCUCUGCAAAACAAGGGCUUUAAAUUGACCAAGCAAAGUCUGUGGAGAUCCACACCAAGCUGGCUAGCCAUCUCAGCCAACAGGUCUGCAGGGCGUUUCAUGUCCAAUCAGCAAAGCCUUGGCAUGCAGCUUGCUCAGCUCAGUCGAGACGCUUCUGCUGCUGGUGCAGCUCGACGUAUGAUCACGCAGAAAAAAAAUAUUGAGAUUGUUGAGUCAGUUGGAGUUGCAGGAAAAUCUGAUUCUAACCGAACAAUGAAGUACUUUCGAUUGGAGUUUGUGGACAAGGAGCAGGAAGAUGUGGAUGAGGAUCUCGAUUUCAGAGCACUUGAAAAUGGAUUUGUUGCAGUAACUCCACUCUCUGUUUCACCACAUGUAGAAUCUGACACUCAAACAGCUGCUUCAGAAUGGAUUUCUUCUGCACUUCAGGGGGAACAGUGACCAACAUGUUCAGGGAAUUCAUGUACAUUUUGAGAUCUGUUGUUGUUUAAUUAUCUAUUACACAUGCAUGUUGGUUCUGAGUUUAGCUGUCUCUUUCUUUAUUUAUUUUUGUUGUCCUCUUUUCUCGUCUCAGUUCUUUUAUUUUAUUAUUUUUGUUGUGGAGCAAAUGCUUCCACCAUUGAUUUAGGUCUUUGGCAUGUUGUAAAAUGUCCAUCCCCGCUUUUUCUGCAUCGAUGACAAGAUUCUCAGUUUGCUUGUCUGCAUUUUCCAUCUUUUCUCAGUUGGGAGGUCGGUUUUGUGUAGUUUUACUUGUUCCUAUAGUAACUGAAAAUGGUUUAGUCCGAAUCAUUUGAUCCGUAGGUUUGUCGGAAUGGUGUUGUGUUUGGAUUUCUAAUUUUUGAUGGUUGUGAUUUUUAAGAAACAUCAA
This is a messenger RNA of Camellia sinensis, 1809 nucleotides long. Its product is annotated as Survival protein SurE-like phosphatase/nucleotidase. Lineage: Eukaryota; Viridiplantae; Streptophyta; Magnoliopsida; Ericales; Theaceae. Gene Ontology annotation, molecular function: nucleotidase activity. The record is from RefSeq and is a predicted model, not a curated record.